Eutrema salsugineum is the source of this 401-nucleotide messenger RNA. RefSeq names its product protein TIFY 5B. Gene Ontology annotation, biological process: regulation of jasmonic acid mediated signaling pathway; regulation of defense response; response to wounding. Gene Ontology annotation, cellular component: nucleus. The transcript is spliced from 2 exons. The record is from RefSeq and is a predicted model, not a curated record. NCBI's taxonomy places the organism in Eukaryota, Viridiplantae, Streptophyta, Magnoliopsida, Brassicales, Brassicaceae. The annotation marks the transcript as partial.
UAUCCUUCUUAUGAUUCAAGUAGCUCUGAAACUCCACAACCAAAGCAAGAAUCUCAGCUACUAACCAUUUUCUACAACGGGCACAUAUGUGUUUCUUCAGAUCUUACCCUUAUUCAGGCAAAAGCUAUACUAUCGCUAGCGAGUAGAGAUAUGGAAGAGAGAGCUUUAUCCUUGAAAAAUUCAGACGGUUCGGAUCCUCCGAAAAUCCCAAACAAUUUGACCCGAAUUCAUCAUCAAAAGGCCUCCAUGAAGAGAUCUCUUCGUAGUUUUCUUCAGAAACGAAAUGUUCGGAUUCAAGCAACUUGUCCUUACCACCAUUCCCGAUAACACUAAUUAUUUGAUUUCAGUUUUUCACCUUUUUAGCAUACUAAUUUGGCUGGAACAAAAUCUAAUUACUAUAU